This is a messenger RNA of Adineta ricciae, 1128 nucleotides long. The record is from the annotation of a GenBank genome assembly. Lineage: Eukaryota; Metazoa; Rotifera; Eurotatoria; Adinetida; Adinetidae.
AUGUUAGCGAAACGACUUAGACAUAAGAUUAAGUAUGGAAUAGUAUUAAUAUGUGCAAUUAUCACCAUUCUGAACUAUCACUUCGCACCCACGGAGAGACUUGUGGAAAAGACCAACUCAACUGCAGUCAUCAUGAUUCUGUACAAUCGGAUACCCAAAUGUGGCAGUUCGCUCUUAAAUGUUCUUUUCGAACAGUUAUCAAGCAGAACAGGUGCAUUCAUACACAUAUUUGGACAUUCAGAAUCUCUUUAUCACCGUUUGUCCAUCGAAGAACAACAUAAUUUGACUAGAGACAUCCGUCAUCAUGUAUAUGUUCACAGUCCUCGUCCGACUGUGUUCCUACAACAUUUUCACUUCCUUCAUGUUGCGUCUACAUCAAAUGCUACUUUUUAUUAUAUAAACCAGUAUCGUGAUCCACUAGCACGUACUUUAUCUAGUUUCGACUUUCGACGGAACUACUGGCCGUUCACACUAUUGUGUUGCUUCCUUUACAUCCCCGGCCUCGUCGCAAUAGUAGUGGUACUAAGUUUAAUUCCAGUUUACUUGUCAACAAAUCCUAUUUCUGGUACCACUAUCAAUUCUUUCCUAUUACCGUACAAUGUCACUUAUGGUACUAAUUUCAAAAGUGAUAGUGUGUCUGCGAUUCCAAAUCUUAACAGCCUGGCCACACAGUUGAUGAAUCAAUAUUCAAAUACUGAUAUAAGCGUUAUAACAACACUAUUCAUUUCGACAGAAUCGAAUGCCUCUGGUAAACGACGACGUGAAACUCGAUCCACGAACGAACAAUGUGAAGUAAAUCCAAACACCACGGGUGAUUUGCUGUUUGUUGCAUUUAUCGUCAAGCCUCGAUUUUCGUGCCUUCUUAACGGCUGCCGAAAGAACUUCAACGAAACAUUCGAAAAAGUCACUGCGAUUAUACGUUCACAGGCACUAAUACUACUAACUUUGGCUAACGGAUCGACAAUUAUGACAGAGACCGUUUUCUGUUCCACUGGACAGGUUAAACCAGUUGAACUAACGACUAUAGUCUCUACAACUAAAGCUACAACUACUACUAGUAUUACUAUGAUGACGACAACAACGACAACCACAACGACAGGUAUUUUGUUUGAUUUUGGUCAUAUUUGA